Cetraspora pellucida is the source of this 1365-nucleotide messenger RNA. The record is from the annotation of a GenBank genome assembly. Lineage: Eukaryota; Fungi; Glomeromycota; Glomeromycetes; Diversisporales; Gigasporaceae.
CUCAAAGAAAUUUUAACAAAUAUUCAAGAAUUAUUUAUGUUACGAUUUGAAAGUCGUGUUAAAAACGAAGGUCUUGAAUCUUUUGAGAAGAUUAUUCCCCGUAAUGCUAAUACUGAAAUAGCGCCAAAGGCCUACAUUGAUGCGUUGCUUAAAAUAUUGCUUGAAGUACGCAAUAUGUAUAAAGAUAUGAUUGUUUCUUUCCAAAGUGAAGCUAAAUUUAAUGAAUCAAUAAAUAAAGCGUUCGUAGAAAUUGUAAAUCGCAACCACGUUUGCAAGCCCUCGACGAGUAAAUCUCCAGAAUUAUUAGCUCGGUUUUGUGAUUCUUUACUUAGAAAGAAAUAUGAUGAAAAUGACUUUGAAAAUGAUCUUGAAAACAUCAUGACUAUAUUUCACUUUGUGGAAGAUAAAGAUGUUUUCAACAAAUACUAUUCAAAAAUGUUGGCAAAACGUUUAAUAAAUAGGACAUUAAAAUCAGAUGAUGCAGAACAAAGCAUGAUCAAUAAGUUAAAAGAAAAAUGUGGCUUCGAAUAUACAAGAAAAUUUGGUCAAAUGCUUGCUGACAUAAGUAAAAGUAAAGAUCUCAAUAAUAAAUUUAAAGAAUACUAUUUUGCAAGAGCUGAUUAUCAAGAUAAUGUUUCUUUUCUUAUUUUGAGCACUAUGAAUUGGCCUCUUCAACCAUCACUAACAAAUAUCACUAUACCAGAAGAACUUGAAAAAGUUUAUGAAAAUUUCAAAAAAUUUUAUAGAAUUAGUCACUCCAAACAUAAACUUAAUUGGUUAUUCCAUCUUACAAAUGGUGAAUUAAAGGCUAAUUAUUGUAAUUCAACAAAGACAGGCUAUAUAUUCAUGGUAUCCACAUAUCAAAUGGGCAUUCUCUUGCAAUACAAUAAAGAUAUUUCAUAUACAUUUGAAGAAUUAAUGCAAAAAACAGAUUUAGAUUAUGAUUUUUUAACUGCUAUCUUAAAAACUCUAGUUCAACAAAAAAUUCUCAAAUUAAUUAUUGGUACUGAAGUUGGUGAUCCUUUAUCUCAUUAUGAAUUGGAUAUGGACUUUAAAAGCAAUAAAUAUCGUGUUAAUUUAAAUAUUCCGAUUAAAACUUUAUCUGAAGAAGAGGAGAAAAAAGAAGAAGAUCAUAAAGUUAAAGAAAGAAUGCUUUUGAUACAGAGGACUAUUCUUAACACUAUGAAAAUCAGAAAAACUUUAAAUCAUAUUGGUUUGGUUAACGAAGUAAUUGCAAAAGUUGUUGAUCGCUAUAAUUUCAGACCUACAAUAAUUAAUAUUAAAAAAUGUAUUGAUAUUUUGUUAGAAAAGGAAUAUAUUGAACGUGUAGAAGGAACUAAAGAUAUGUUUCGUUAUGUAUAUUAA